This is a messenger RNA of Emiliania huxleyi CCMP1516, 485 nucleotides long. RefSeq lists its product as hypothetical. The record is from RefSeq and is a predicted model, not a curated record. NCBI's taxonomy places the organism in Eukaryota, Haptophyta, Isochrysidales, Noelaerhabdaceae. The annotation marks the transcript as partial. The transcript has a single exon.
GCACUUGGCCGCCGCUAGUCGAGUGGCGCCUCCUCGUCGCGCUCAUCGUCGGGCUGAAGGCGCAGGUCCUCUUCAUGGCGCCCUUCACCGCCAUCUUUUCGCAGAUGAUUGGCGGCCAGCGCGUGAGCAACGCGCUCGCGACGAUGCUCUGCCUCGCCCCUCUCGUCGGUGCCGCCACAGGCACCGCCAUCGCGCCCCUCUGCUUGCGCCACGCCGACUCGGCCAUCAUGCCCGUCGCCGCGCUGCCGGCGGCCGUGGCGUGCGGCGUGCUGCUCGUCGUGUGGGCGCGCGCGGGCGGCCACGGCGGCCGCACCGCCAACCCGCUCGCCAGGCAAGACUCUGGCAAAAGUGCCAGGGGGGCUUUGGCGGUGAGGCUCGGCAGCCUGAGCCGGGCCAGCGCAGCCACAUCCACCACGGCCGCCAGGCUGCUCGAGCCGCUCGUCGCCGCCGCUGAACGCCAACGACCACUGCCGCCGGCCUCUUGA